UGUUGUGGCAUCUCCACUGCUCAAGAUGGAACUGACGAGGAGUUAAUGUUCAAUUAUGAUUGGGUUAAAAACCCAGAGGCUCAAAAAAAACAUAGCGAAUGUAUAUAUACUAAUGAGGAUAACGCAA
Messenger RNA from Racocetra fulgida, 127 nucleotides. The record is from the annotation of a GenBank genome assembly. Lineage: Eukaryota; Fungi; Glomeromycota; Glomeromycetes; Diversisporales; Gigasporaceae.